This is a messenger RNA of Notodromas monacha, 919 nucleotides long. The record is from the annotation of a GenBank genome assembly. NCBI's taxonomy places the organism in Eukaryota, Metazoa, Arthropoda, Ostracoda, Podocopida, Cyprididae.
UUUUCCAGGCAGAGGAGGAAUGGAUUUUUCUGCUUUCAACUUCGUCUUACGCGAUUCCGUCGUUGAUACAGUCAACGUGUCGGUUAAAGGAACCGCUCGCUUCACCGGAGACGUUUUUUGCAUUACCGAACUCGGCAGUAUUGCUAGUGAGGUGAAUCUGACUGUUCGGGAAGGAAGUGGAUUCGUCCUGGAAUUCACAGGAGACACGCAACGCUUUGUCAAUUUCCUUCGCAUCCCGACGCAACCUGAUGUAAACGUCACUUCUUUAAGUGAAAUCCUGGCUCUUGGCAAAGCAGAUCUCGAGGAAACCCGGAUUAUGAAUAUACUCGCAAUUGUUGGCGUCGUGAGACGUCUAAAUAAAGGCGGUUCUGCUGGGAAUUCCUGCGUGGCCGAAGUACUGUUUAUGGAUGAAUCCCUUGGAGGAUCUGGCAAUCAUCUGAGAGUCGAAUUUUGGGGCGCUUCGAAGGCUUAUCAGACCAUGUCGUGGACCAUUGGAACAAUUGUUAUGGUGAGCUCACUGGGAGUGCGUUGGGACGGCUAUCGGAACAACGUGAAAGCAACGGUCGGAGAGCGAGCAAUCGUAAUUGUGGACCCAAUUUCUCGACGGGCCAACAGGCUUUUGGCAUUUACCCCUCAUGCUGGGUUGCUCAACUAUUCCUUGUGGGAUGCCGUGCCUCCAUCAGGAGUGGGUGAGCUGAAUGGAACGUUUCAUCUCAUCUCAGAUUUUCUCAAGGUCCUGCAGAGUUGGGUCAAGAACCCUUCCAGGGAAACCACAAGCUUCAUUGCUUGGGUAUACGGAUUGCCUGCGGGCGUGAAUUGCAAACGUGGGCUGAAAUGGGGCCGAGACGUUUGCAUUUCGCGAGACUGCAUUUUCAGCAGAAUGAGUGAGGAAGACGUGCUCAGGUGUUUGGCUCCUUUG